AUGAGGGAAGGCCAGGCACAGGCACGAGAAGACUCGGGUCUUUGUAUGCAAGAUUCGGGUCUUGGAUGGCUCCACACAGUUCUUGGAUUCACCUUGUUCAUGUCAAAGACACUGGCGAUGUCUGGGAGUUUGCAACAUGUUCUGAAUCUACAAGCGGUAGACGACAAGCCUACUGAAGAUGCGGUAUGGUCGAGCGUUUCCACUAUAAACACAGUUAAAGAGCCAACGACAGAAGCAGGUAAGUAA
Molecule: messenger RNA, 246 nt
Organism: Fusarium venenatum
Lineage: Eukaryota; Fungi; Ascomycota; Sordariomycetes; Hypocreales; Nectriaceae
Source: RefSeq, a predicted model, not a curated record